Caenorhabditis sp. 36 PRJEB53466 is the source of this 736-nucleotide messenger RNA. NCBI's taxonomy places the organism in Eukaryota, Metazoa, Nematoda, Chromadorea, Rhabditida, Rhabditidae. The record is from the annotation of a GenBank genome assembly.
AUGGAGCCAAUUGGCGAGUACAUGGACAAAGUUAUUAGUUAUUUGAAAGUAGGUAUUGAUAAAAUGUUAAAAACAGAAAAAUUAUUCGAACAAACACGAAAAAAUGAUUAAUUUUCAGGGAAUUCGAGAGAAGGACGAAAUGGUGACGGACGGAAUUCGCAAAUUGAAGAGUUGCGAAGACAAAAUAAUUAGAUUCCGUACUGAUAUGCGAGAAAAACAGCAAGGUGAGUGUUUGCAAUCGAUAUCUUUCAAAAUUACUCUCAAAAACUAUGCUUUGCGAGUUAACAACUAAAAAACUGUUCGGAAUAAUGACGAAUGCAUCUGGAACGUCUGAAAUAUUGUGAUUGUUCACUUUUCACAUUUAGAACAACGUGAACUGCUAGAAAACGAGCGAGAAGAGGCGAGGAAGAAGGGAUUCGAAGUGGAGCAGCUCCAGGAGCAACUGAGAAGGCUCACGGAGCACCACGAGCAGGACGAGAAUGAGCUCCGCCAGAUCGCCAGUGACAUUAACAGUAGGCCAGAUUUUUUUGAUUUUUCGAGAAACUUUGUUGCCAGAUCAAAUGGGAUCCCUGAAAUCGGCUUGGAUUUCCGAGAAGGAAGACUUCGAAGCGACUCGCAAAACACUCGACGAAACUAUCAAAAGAAAAAUGUAAGAAAUAAAUUCUGAAAACUGUCUCAUUCAUGCACCUUCAAAACUUUCAGAUCUGUAAUGACUCCUUCUAAUCGUCAGGAUUGA